Sceloporus undulatus (fence lizard) is the source of this 5490-nucleotide messenger RNA. It is a transcript of the gene NUP153, whose product is annotated as nucleoporin 153. Lineage: Eukaryota; Metazoa; Chordata; Lepidosauria; Squamata; Phrynosomatidae. The transcript is spliced from 19 exons. The record is from RefSeq and is a predicted model, not a curated record. Gene Ontology annotation, cellular component: nuclear pore. Gene Ontology annotation, biological process: protein import into nucleus; RNA export from nucleus. Gene Ontology annotation, molecular function: structural constituent of nuclear pore. The coding region runs from base 272 to 3829 and encodes 1185 amino acids.
UGUGCGCGUGCGCGCUCUCUCGGGAGGGGUCGCGAGGCAACCGCUCGUUCCUGCGGGGCGCGAGGCCGGGUUGGCGGCGCGGCGUGCGCCAUCGCCAUAGAGACACCCAGUGACAGCACAGAACGGGAUCCGAGGGAGAAGGAGGAGGAGGCGGCGGAGGCGGAGGCGGAGGCGGAGGGGAGAGGAGGAGGGAAGAGGCCCGCGUCGGUCCAGGCUGGGCCUGGCCGGGCCUCAGCUUCGGGCCUCGCGCUCCGAGGGGGGCUCUCCCAAGAUGGAUUCGGGGGAAGGCAGCAGCGGCGGCGGAGCAGCAGGAGGAGGAGGGCAGGGAGGAGGCGGGAAGAUCCGGAGCCGGCGCUACCACCUGGCCGCGGCCUCCUCCUCCAAGCCCUACCCGAGGAAGAAGCAGGGAAUUAUGAAUAUUGUGAAGGAAUCUGUGAAAAAUAUUGUUCCAACUUGGCUUCAGAGAUACUUCAAGCAAAACGAAGAGACUUCCCCUGGUGAGCAGAGGGGCUUGGAGGAAAAUGUAAACUAUCAUCCUGCCUUUGCAGAUGAUGUUGUUCACAAUACCCUUGAAAUUGAUGGACGAAUCACUCAGCCAACAGGGAUUACAUCAGAAGAGCCUUCAACAAGUAGAUCCAAUUUAAAUUUCACAGAUAUUUUAACAAGGCCCUCUCUCCACCGGAGUCAUCUUAAUUGUAACAUCUUGGACUCCUCACCACUGCUUUGCCAACCAUCCACAUCAUCUGAAUUUCCAGUCAACAAUUCUGGACUUUCACUUGGAAAGGAAAUGAAAGAUUCUACCUCUCAGCAUGAUGAUGAUAACAUCUCAACUACCAGUGGCUUCUCUUCAAGGGCAUCUGAUAAAGACAUAGCAGUUUCAAAAAACUGUAGACCAUCUCUCUGGUCUACAGAAACUGAAAGACCUGUGGCCCUUCCUCACCAGUCAACUAUCAACUCUAAAAAGCCUGGGUUUAAUUUAUCUGCCUUUGGAGCACUCUCCCCUUCACUUGGAAAUGCAUCAGUUCUUAAGACAAGCCAAUUUGGAAAUUCUCCAUUUUAUCCUGGAAAAACCAUGUAUGGUGGUGCAGCUGCAGCAGCAAGACAGUUUAAAAUACGGAGCACUCCAUAUCAGACACCAUUAAGAAGACAGAUGAAAGCCAAGCAAGUGAAUGCACAGUCCUAUGGUGUGACAAGUUCCACUGCACGGCGAAUCUUGCAGUCUCUGGAGAAGAUGUCAAGCCCAUUAGCUGAUGCUAAGAGAAUUCCUUCUUCUUUUUCUUCUUUGUCAUCUCCUGUGGAAAGAAGAAUACUUGAUGUCACUGGUUUCCAUUCACCAAGCAAAAGGGCUGAAUCUCAUUACCCUCCAGUCCAGAAGCUUGUGACACCCAAAACUGUUUCACUGUCAGUGAGUCGUUCACAAUAUUUUAAACCAUCGCUUACAUCCACUACUGAUUCAGGCAGGAUUCGGCAGAGAAUAGAGAUGAACCAUAAAGAGAAAAAUCUGGCAGCAGAACAGCAAAUAGAAUCUUCAAAAAGAAAUGCCUCAAGUCCCAAGUUCAGUACUUCUGCAUCCAAUGGGCUGCCGCCUGCAGGAGGAGGUGGUGCUGGUGGCAAGAUGAGGAGGGAAAGAGGUGUCCAUUAUGUAUCAAAACCUGCACAAGAAGAGGAGCUGGAGACACCAGUGCUACCAGAAAUAGCUUUACCGAUCAAUACAUCAUCUUUGCCAAAUUUCAGCUUUGGCCUCCUUGCUAGUACUUCAGCAUCACCUGUCAGUGCUGCACAGUCAGUGAUGAACAAGGGGCAGCCAGCCAGUAAUGCUAGCAGUCCAGUGUUCAGAUUUUCAUCUCCCAUUGUAAAAUCAACUGAAGCAGAAGUACUGCCUCCAGUGUCUGUUGGUGGCUUUAAAUUUAGUGUUCCUGUUGCAAAAACUUCUGAGCCUUUAGGACCCCAGGAGAUGCCAACAUUGCCUCUGAUGAAUGCAGCUGUCAAUAGUAUUAGCAAUAAGAGAGAACAGGAUUACGAUGGACCUUUUAAGCCUGCAAAAGUCCUGAAAAAAGGAAGUGUUUUGGAUAUUUUGAAGAGUCCUGGCUUUACAUCUCCCACCACUCCAUCAACAUGCUCUUCAGCAGCCACUGCACCUGUUGCAGCAAGCACAGUAGUUUAUACAAGACCUGCAAUAAGUAGUUUCUCUGGAGCUGCUUCAGGACUUGGAGAUUUAUCCAAACAAGUGUCAAGUUAUUGGCAGUGUGAUACAUGCCUCAUACAAAACAAGUUGGCAGACAACAAAUGCAUAGCCUGUCAAGCUGCUAAAGUGCCGGCAUCAGACGGUACUAAGGCAACAGGUACUUUGACUCAGAACAUCACCAUCAAAUCAGCUGUUUCUACAACAGGGACACAGGGCUUUGGAGACAAAUUUAAGGCAGCACCUGGAACUUGGGACUGUGAUACUUGUUUGGUACAGAACAAACCAGAAAAUACAAAAUGUGUGGCCUGUGACACACCAAAACCAGGAACAGGAGUAAAACAAGCUCUUGUGCUGCCUUUUGUCACAGACAAUGCAACAACAGUGUCUUCCUCUUCUAGCUCUGCUGAUACUACAGUCACUUUGGGAUUUGGAGACAAAUUCAAAAAGCCAAAAGGUGCUUGGGAAUGUUCUGUGUGCUUAGUGUCAAAUAAUGCAGAGAACAGCAAAUGUGUGGCCUGCCAGUCAGACAAAGCAGGUGGUUCGGUGUCUGUGGUGAGUAGCAGCGCUUCCUCCUUGCCUGCUCUUUCUGGAGGAUUUCUCGGUUUAGACUCGUUUAAGAAACCAGAAGGAAGCUGGGAUUGUGAAACCUGCUUAGUACAAAACAAAGCUGAUGCCACCAAAUGUGUAGCUUGUGAGAGUGCAAAGCCAGGUAGCAAGACAGAAUUCACAGGUUUUGGUACUGCUGCUUCCUCAGCUCUGUCUUCAGCCUCAUCUACUCCUUCAUUUAAAUUUGGUAUUCAGUCAUCAUCCUCAGAAUCACAUCAAACAUUGGGAAGUACAGGAAAAAACUUCAAAUUUGGAGAACAAGCAGGAUUCAAAUUUGGUAUUACAUCAGAAUUGGGAUCAUCAACAAACACCGUGACAGAAGGCUUUAAGUUUUCUAAAAAUGAAGGGUCUAAAUUGAGAAGCUUUCCUUCAGAGUCAAAAUCUGAGGACAAUAAAGGUAGCAAGAGCACUUUCAACUUUGGACUUCCCUCUGGGACUAGCAAUACAUCUUCUACAUCAUUUCAGUUCGGAAUCUCUAACCUUGGGCAGCAAGAGAAGAAAGAAGGACUUAGCAAGCCGGCUCUUGGAGGUUUCAUUUUUAGUACAGGAUCCUCAACCUCCACUACUAAUUCUGAAAAUAAAACUGGAACAAGUAGCUUCAAAUUUGGAAAUGCAGAGGAAAAGGAAACUGUAGUAACAGCCUUUUCUUCAAAGAAACCAGAGGAGAAAAAAGAUGAAAUUCCCUCAACAAAAAGUGGCUUCACUUUUGGUAAUGUGGAAUCUGUGACUGCUCCACAGGUUGUUUUAGGAAGGACAGAUGAAAAACAGAAAUCUAGUACCAAUCUAGUGUUUGGUAAAAAAGCUGAGAAGGAAGAAUCAAAGGCUGAACCUGUGUUUUCAUUUGGAAGGGCGGAGCAAACCAAAGAUGAUGGCACAGUAAAACCUGCAUUUAGUUUCAGCUUGUCAAAACCAUCAGAGAAAGAAACUGAACAACAGACAAAGCCAGCUUUUACAUUUGGGGCACAGGGAAGCACUGCAGGGGAGAAAGAUAGCAAGGAGCAAGAGAAUGAAGAUACAGAGUACAGUUCCAGCUUAUAAUAGAUGGAAGACAUGGCAAGAAUCUGUGGUAGAAACUGGAUAAGAGAAAACAGUGUCAAAGCAAUAUGCAGAAGAGGUCCAACAAGCAGCAAAAGCCAUGGCAUGAAGAACAUUACAACAUUUGAGAAUGAAGAAUUGCCCCUAGUGUUUUAUUAGAAAGAAUGGACUAGUUUGGAGAGAAGAAAUUGAAAAUGGCAUGAGAGAUUAACUUGAAAGAAAAGGAAAUAGAUUGAAACAUAAUCCAAGAUGCAGAUGUGAGGAGAGGGGGAAAUGACAUCAUGAAAGAGAAAGGAGGGCCUGAAGGAAAAUCAAUGAGUUUGGUUAUAAGUGAAGUUUGAGCUUAGUGAGAAGACAAAUGAAGUAAAAACAGAAAUACUAAACAAAGAAGUGAGGCUAUGAGCAGAGAAAGAGAGUUUUGAGUCUUAAAGUGUUAAGUGAUAACCAGCGAGAAGGAAGAUGGAAGCAAAAAACUCCCUACUCUUUUAAAGUGAAGGAGACUUGUAAUGAUGCCUUGUGGAACAUAUAAACACAAGGGAAAGAAAAAUGAAUAAAGACUAAUAAAGGCAACAGUGAAAUUAGAAAAAGUAAGACCUUUAUCAAAUCAAGACGGAAUUAUUGAACCAGUUGAAAGUAAAAGCAGAAGAAACUCUUCAAUACAGUGCUCCAUAUUUACAUAGUUUUCUUUGAGCAUCCAAACAUUUUAUAUGCAUUGUAGUGAAUUUUUUUUCAGUAAAAGUAACAAACAUAGAAUCCAGACCAAAAAUGUUAAAAGCUGAAUUAGAAGAAAGAGAGGCUGUUUACAAAAAUCGCAAAGCAAGUUGAGAAGUGGUUUUUAUUAUGACCAAUGGAAGACUGAUCAGGAGGAAGAGCCUGCUGCAGCUGAUCUUCCAAGAGAGUUGGUGAAGUAUGAGGAGAGAGAUCAGGAACAACAUUGGAAGAAAGAGUAGAAGCCUGAAUGGAGAAAGCCAGCAAACACUGCUGGAGGGCAUAAACAUGAGUGGUGUAAUGAACAAGCACUGUAAAAUGAGCAAACUAUAAACUGACUUGGAUCCCCUCUGCAACUCUUGUAUAUUGUCUGUUUCUUUUUAUUGACAGUUGCAUAUAUUGGUAGAAUAGGCAAAAGAUUCAACCAAGGCCUUUUGGCUCAGGUUGUGCCCUUAUGGACAUCCAUUCAUAUCACACAAAUUAGGCCUGCUUUCUUUCAAAGUGGGUGGCAGUUGACCAUCCUAAUGUAGUCCCAUGCCUUGUUACAAGCAAAACUGGUUUAUUAGUACAUAGCCAUAACCCUCAAUCCAAUAAAUGAUUUAUUAGAAAGCCCUUAUGCAUUCCCUCCCUUCUUCCACCUUUCUGAUGUGCAUAUAAUGAGAAACCUCUGAGCUUUGUCAAACCAUUAUAUCUUCUUUUGACUUGUAGUUGGCAACUGAGCAUAGAUUUUGGAUUCCGACAGUUUUGCAUUAUGCUACUUAUUUAUUCAUUUAAUUGAUUGUUUGUUUGGCUGAUUUAUACCCUGCCUUUUUCUGUACAGAAUCUUCUUUUAUGGUACAUCAGAGAAGAGAAGAAUGCAUUUCUACUUCUCAGUUUAAUAAACCAUGAUUUAUGAGACUAAGGUCUAAGACACACAGCAGAAAUAACCCAGUUUGAGACCGCUUUAACUGCCCUGG